AUUUAAUAAAAUUUAUUUAGAAUUGAAUUGGUUUAAAUAUGUAUGAUGCAAUUGUUUUUAGUCGAAUAUAUUAUAUUUUUUUGAUAAGUGGUUUAUUAACAGUAAGAAUUAUUCCAUCAACGAAACGAUGGUUAUAUUAUGGGAAAAUAUUGGAAUGUAUAGAUUAUAAAGGGAAGAUUAAGUGGCCAAUAUCAUGUAUAAUGGUUCCUAAGAAAUAUUUUAUACAUUUCUAUAUAAUUUCUAUUUUAUCUACAUGUUUUUGGACAAUUGGAAUAUAUUUUUGUCGUUUUUGUAAUAAGUGCAAUUGGAUUGGAUAUUUUUCUAAUAAUAAGACACAAUCAUUGUUUGAAGUGUAUAUGUGUUUGUUAUUUAUGGGUCUUCAUGGAAUUAGACGUUUUUAUGAAUGUUUGGUUAUUGAAAAGUAUAGUAAUUCUCAAAUGUGGAUAGGACAUUAUCUUUUAGGCUUAACGUAUUAUUUAUUUUGUAAUAUAAGUAUGUGGUGUGAGGGUGGAGGCAAUUUAAAAAAUCUAGCUAUAAGAGUUUUUGAUUUUGAAGACAAUUCAGUGAUUGUUGUUUUUUUUUCUAUUUUGUUUUAUUGUUUUUUUUCUUGGAUGCAACAUUCUAGUCAUAUUACUCUUUCAAAACUUCGUAUACACCCUAAUUCACCUAAAUAUUCUCUCCCUACUUCUGGAUGGUUUAAAUACAUAACAUGUCCUCAUUAUACUGCGGAAAUAGGUAUUUAUUUUAGUUUUGUUGUAUUAACUCGUGCUCAAAAUAAAACAAUAUUUCUUAUUUUUAUAUGGGUUAUUCUUGUUUUAACAAUAUCUGCUUCUCAAACAUAUACUUGGCGCUUAAAAACAUUUGGAAUGCAUGCUCCUCAUUCUCCUUGGAUUAUUUUUCCUGGUAUUUAUUGAUAGUUAUUUUUUCUAUAUACAUCUUUCUUAUAUAUUUAUAUUUAUA
Pneumocystis carinii B80 is the source of this 960-nucleotide messenger RNA. RefSeq lists its product as hypothetical. The transcript is spliced from 2 exons. Bases 39 to 914 code for a protein of 291 amino acids. Gene Ontology annotation, biological process: dolichol-linked oligosaccharide biosynthetic process; polyprenol catabolic process. Lineage: Eukaryota; Fungi; Ascomycota; Pneumocystomycetes; Pneumocystales; Pneumocystaceae. Gene Ontology annotation, molecular function: 3-oxo-5-alpha-steroid 4-dehydrogenase activity. The record is from RefSeq and is a predicted model, not a curated record. Gene Ontology annotation, cellular component: endoplasmic reticulum.